AUGAUAGAGCUUGGAAUAAUAAGCAGCGUGAGGCUGCUGAUGUGUGUUUGGGACUUGUUUCGAGGUUACAGGAAAUUUAGGUUCCAUAAUGUGAAGCGUGUUGUUCCUAAGAGUAGGAGGAAGGCGGUUUGGAGUGCUCCACCGACUAGAAUUGUGAAAAUAAAUGUGGAUGGAUCAUUUCAUCAUUUGACUCGUCAAGGUGGUGUAGGUUUUGUGAUUCGGGAUGAUCAAGGGGUAAUGUUAGCAGGAGAAGCCUGGCCAGUGCGGGGUUUAUACUCGCCUGAGCAUGCGGAGAUCUUAGCAUGUAAUUAUGCUUUGCAGUUUGCUUUGGACCAAGAUUUUGGACCCUUCAUCUUGGAAACAGACGCAUUGGAAGUGCAAAGGCAACUCCCAAUGAACGGCGUAGCCAACACUUCGGUGCUGGGCCGUAUUUUUGAUGAUGUGGUUUUGCUCUUGGAGUCCCAGUCUAUAUUGGGAGUGAAGCACAUAGGGAGAAGUGGAAACACGGUUGCCCAUCAGAUGGCCAUGUAUGCUUGCUCUCUUAGACAAGAACAAUUUUUCUUUUCUGCACCAUCUUUUCUGUUGGCUGCAAUUGCAGCAGAUCAUUGA
Molecule: messenger RNA, 609 nt
Organism: Rosa chinensis
Lineage: Eukaryota; Viridiplantae; Streptophyta; Magnoliopsida; Rosales; Rosaceae
Exons: 1
Coding region: 1-609 (202 amino acids)
Molecular function (GO): nucleic acid binding; RNA-DNA hybrid ribonuclease activity
Source: RefSeq, a predicted model, not a curated record